AUGUCCAUCUACGCAUCCGCACUUGAUCGAGUUGCUGAGAUUUUGUCAAGGCCACCAGCUCAGCGGAUGGAGACGGAAACAAAAGAAGUGGCAAGUUGGUUACAAAGAAAGGUCAAAGCUUUUGAAUGUGUGCCUGUGGGUGUUUUAAUGAAGCUGGUUGAAGAAUGUGGAUCAGAGUGGCGCUGUGCCAAUGAACUAAUUAUCCGCGAAGGAGACAUUGGAACCUGCCAGUUGGCUCGGUGGUUAGGGCGCGAAUUCACUGACCAGAAAGUCCGUGGUUCGAACCCGGCUUCUGACUGUCGACUUCCCCUGUCUAGGCUUGGGCAACCGGGCAGUAUCCCAGCCCUCGAGAAGUACUGGACUCAAGUUUCGUUCUUAUUAGAGCUCACAGUAGCGCAUAUCCAAUGGCCGUGCCGGGAUUUGAACCCCGGAAAUCUGACAUACGAGGCGAGCGUUAUGUACAUCCUUCUGUCUGGAUCCGCGUCUGUCUAUCAACUAGGCGACCUGGAGGAAGAUGUGGACGACCGUCUGGGAGGAGCCACGUCUGCGGCUGAGACGUCGGAGAAGGGAGAUGCUUCCGCGCCGGUAAUCACCAUUGGGCAGAGAGGUAGCAUCGUGAAAGACACUACAGUUUUAGGACGAUGUGUGGGGCUCUUGCGUAGGCGCCGUCCCCGGGGUUUCUGUCAACUUAUGUUCUACUUGAAACCGAAUUGCACGAAAUUAGCGAAUAUACAGCAACUGAAUGUGCUGCACCAGGUCGCCUCAUGUUUCAGUCGCUACGAUAUUCGAGAUAUCGCGAUACAAUCCGGAGCUAUAUUCGGUGAAGUUGCGCUCAUUGAAGAGUGCCGCCGUAUCGCCAGUAUUGUAGCUAAUCCAAUUUCCAGGGAUCAAGAUGCAAAAUUGUCGACAGAAAUACCGAAAGAACGAAAAAAGGACGAUAAAGAAAAGACGGACCAAGUCAGUCCCUCAGCACAGGAAUUAGCUGUCCAACUAGUUGUCAUUCCUCGAGCACUCUACGAUAAAACGGUUCGUUCCAUCUUGGAGGCUCAGUUCCGUAUGCGAACCGACUUUGUGAAUCAAGUUCCUUAUUUUCGGCGCCUCAAUUCACGUUUAAAGGAACAAAUCAUUCUCUCGUUGGAGAUUCAAACUUUCGAAUAUGGAUGCGAAAUUUUUCGCGCGGGUUCGGAAUAUCGUGGUUUCUACUACAUUUUU
Opisthorchis viverrini is the source of this 1212-nucleotide messenger RNA. RefSeq lists its product as hypothetical. Lineage: Eukaryota; Metazoa; Platyhelminthes; Trematoda; Opisthorchiida; Opisthorchiidae. The transcript is spliced from 8 exons. The annotation marks the transcript as partial. The record is from RefSeq and is a predicted model, not a curated record.